AUGCCCAUCGAAAUCGAGUCACCAGAGGAAUCUGGAUACCAUAACAUUCGCUGCAACCUGAUCGAGAGCUCAAUUGCUGAUAGAAGCAUUGGGAGCCUCAACCUUGUCAUUCCUGAUCUCAAACUCCAGUACACAGAGCACCGUGGCAGCCAACGGCUUCGAGAGCUGGUGGUUGGUGAUGAGCCGAAAUUGACUGCGAAAGAUGUCAUGAUCACCACUGGCACAGCAGGAGCAUUGUUCAUCGUCGCAACAACCAUACUGGCACCGAAAGAUCAUAUGUUGAUUGUUCGUCCCAACUAUGCAAUCAAUUUAGCAACUCCAAGAGCAAUCGGAUGUGACAUUACCUACUUCGACUUGACAUUUGGGAACGAGUUUCGCAUCGAUUUCGAGGCGCUGAGAGAUGCCAUCCAUCCAAAUACACGACUUAUCAGUCUCACCAACCCCCACAAUCCGAGUGGUCAGACGAUGAGUAGGGAUGAUCUGGACAGGCUUGUAGGCUUGGCACUGGAGAAGCGAUGCUACCUCCUCGUGGAUGAAAUCUACCGGGAAAUUAUCUUUGGAAAAAAGCUACCAAUCUCCGCCUCGCUUGGCGACCAUGUCAUUAGCGUUGGAUCUCUAUCUAAGUGUUUUGGCGUCCCUGGGACGAGAACCGGCUGGUUGAUCAACCGCAACGUUGAGUUAAUGGAGUCCUUCCUCGCGGCAAAGGAGCAGAUCAACAUCUGCGGCAGCGUUGUCGAUGAGUGGAUUGCCGAACAAAUUCUAUCACGAUUUAGCAUUUUGUUGCCUUUGACCAUUUUGGAUAUGAAGGCUCGACGAGAUAUUGUUGCAUGCUGGGUCGCGCAAGAGGAGUGCCUUGAAUGGAUCAGACCUCAAGGUGGCAUGGUGUGCAUAAUUCAUAUGAUCAAGGAACCCGUUGGCGGACCAGCUGCGUUUUACAAAAGAUUGACGGAGCAGUACGGGGUCUAUGUUGCCCCGGGCCGUUGGUUCGAGUUAGAGGAUGUUUACUUUCGCGUGGGGUUUGGCUGGCCCACUAUCGACGAGCUCCGAUAUGGAUUAGAAAAAAUAUCUGUGGCUUUACGUGGAUAA
Molecule: messenger RNA, 1086 nt
Organism: Penicillium lagena
Lineage: Eukaryota; Fungi; Ascomycota; Eurotiomycetes; Eurotiales; Aspergillaceae
Product: pyridoxal phosphate-dependent aminotransferase
Exons: 1
Coding region: 1-1086 (361 amino acids)
Biological process (GO): biosynthetic process
Molecular function (GO): pyridoxal phosphate binding
Source: RefSeq, a predicted model, not a curated record